AUGGACUUCUCCGCGAUGAACUCGGCCGAGCAGGCCCACAUGACUCGGGUCAUUGAGCGGAAGCAGAUGCAGGACUUCAUGCGGAUGUACUCGAACCUCGUAGAGCGCUGCUUCAACUCGUGCUGCAACGACUUCACCAGCAAGGCGCUGUCAUCAAAAGAGGAACAAUGCGUCCUCAACUGCACGGACAAGUUUCUCAAGCACUCCGAACGGGUGGGAGCGAGGUUUGCAGAGCAUAACGCUGAAAUGAUGAACGCCUCGGGCAGCAAGUAA
Molecule: messenger RNA, 273 nt
Organism: Dichomitus squalens LYAD-421 SS1
Lineage: Eukaryota; Fungi; Basidiomycota; Agaricomycetes; Polyporales; Polyporaceae
Product: mitochondrial import inner membrane translocase subunit TIM9
Exons: 4
Coding region: 1-273 (90 amino acids)
Source: RefSeq, a predicted model, not a curated record